Molecule: messenger RNA, 1056 nt
Organism: Alternaria hordeiaustralica
Lineage: Eukaryota; Fungi; Ascomycota; Dothideomycetes; Pleosporales; Pleosporaceae
Exons: 2
Coding region: 1-1056 (351 amino acids)
Source: RefSeq, a predicted model, not a curated record
AUGAAUGACGACCAUUUCGAUGCUCAAGGUCUCCUGGAAUCAAUCGAGCUCACAAGGCAAGCUGAAGCCUUCCACCACGAAAUAUCGUGUCUCCGCACAUGUGCGAACGCUGAAGUCGGGGUGAUUUUGGACCGUAUCAAGCGCAUGAAGGCGGAUCUGCGAGGGCCUUGGUCGCCUCCUCGCGGGGGUGUAUUAUCGCCACCCACAAACCACGAAGCAGAAUUACCGAAAGCCCGCGCAUUGAUCCAUUCUCGACUGGAGUGCUGCCUCUUGCACAUGUUCAUCGGACGACCCUUCAUCCUCGCACACCGUCACGCGCGGACCAAUGCACAUUCUAAGGACGCUAAUGCCGCAUCCCCAGAGGUACGCCGGAGGAAAGCAUCCGAGUCCCACUCACAGUGGGACUUCUUGGUCCAGGACUGCGUUGCGGCUGCGAAGGAAGUUAUCAGCACAUGUCAAAUCAUGCAGACGGGCGACAUGGGCCUUGCAAAGUCGUCAUAUGCCGAGUAUAGUUCCUGCCGCGCGUCCCUGCUGGUCUUGAUCGCCUAUAGCAUAUGUUACCGUACAAAUGAGUUCGCAAACACCCUACAAGUAGGUCUCCAAGCGAUCAGAGAAAUGGCUUCGGCGGGCGAUUCCGCGCGUUCAGAAGUGUCGCUCCUGGAGACACUGGAAGCUGCGCUGCAUCGACUUCACGUUUUCAAUCCAUUACCCAGUCAACCUGCGGUCACGGAAGCAAAUGAUGCAGCUGAAGAGGGCUACAACGGUCUUCUUAACUGGUAUAAGAAAGCAGAAAGGUCCACUGUCCCUCGUUUUGGGCCUUCGGCAUCCGGACAUGCAGAUGUACAGGCAGCAACGGCGCAAGGCCCAAGGAUAGCACCAAACAGAACCGAUGCAACAGUGGAUACCAUGCCAAGCUAUGUACCCCUUGAUGGCUAUCCGUUCGAUUUCGAUCUACUCAACUCGGAUGGAAGCGAGGCGUUCUUCACCUCGGACUUUGGUGACCAUGGUAAUGCAGAGAGGGAGUUCUUCGAGAGCCUUUCAUGGUUACCGAAGUGA